This is a messenger RNA of Suillus bovinus, 1364 nucleotides long. RefSeq lists its product as uncharacterized. The coding region runs from base 48 to 1364 and encodes 438 amino acids. The record is from RefSeq and is a predicted model, not a curated record. NCBI's taxonomy places the organism in Eukaryota, Fungi, Basidiomycota, Agaricomycetes, Boletales, Suillaceae. The transcript is spliced from 5 exons.
GUCUGGACGCAUAUAAGCAUCUCUCUUAAAUUCUUCUUUCCACCAAUAUGCUUUUCAACGACACAGCGUGUUUUAGUAUGCGAGUGCCGAAAGAAACUAUUCAGACAUGGUUGACUCACGGAGGCAGAAUCUAUUCUGGAAGAACCGGUGCUGCCGCAUCUUAUUUUUUUGCCGUCAGUCGCGAAGAUGAGUGGACAAGCAUACUUUGCAGAAGAUCGGUAGUGGUGAUACAUGUGGGCUGGAUUUUGCACUGCGUCGCACAUUCGUUUCGUGUUCCAGUCGUGGGCUACAUACUUGAUGAUGGCUUUGAUGCUGGACCACCUUUUAGCCGCAUGGAAAUCCAAGAUCACACACUCAUCCCAGUAGUAUCCCCUCACUAUCCACAACGGGUAUCUGGCCCUUUUGUGCCAUCGACUAAGCCCCAAACACCUCUCUGCCGCGUCCCGCCGAACGUCCUCCGGAAGCGAAAGCGCCAGAGAGACGGCCUCGCCUACCCUAGCGCACUGCAUAGUGAAUCAGGAGACAGUCUCCCGCGACGUCCACAUAAACGUCGUAUGCUCUCCUUGGGACUAUCGUCUUCGUCAGCAGAAAGUUUAUGCGACAUCACGAUUACAGAAGCACACGACUCCGCGGUCACUAAAAACCACGACGCUGGAUCAACUCAUGUUAUUACACCCGAUAUAUGCGUCGCAAAUACCUCCCCCGACAAUGACGCGCAAUCCGUCACCCGUCACUUUACUUCCCCCUUCAAAGCUGUGUCGAAAUAUAAUUCUCAGGGGUCAUCAUUUCACUGUUCUUUGCAAAACCAUGCCCCUGAAUAUGCUCUCGUCGCGAACGGUGCCAGUUCUGUUGCGUGUCUCAAAGACUCUCCUCCUGUGCCGGCCAUCGACCUCACCCGACUACAAUUUGCUUCCAGGAACCGUUUGCACUUUCCUCUUCUGCAUUUAGAACCAGUUGCUGGAACUGGAAAAGUAUGCGGCAGGGAGGAUGGUGAAAAUUCUACUAGGCUCACAACGUCAGAUCACACUCCCAACCAGAUUGCGCAAGAUGUGUCUCGAGCUACACAACAACCAGGCAACUCAGUCGUUCCAGCAGCCUGCAAUAACGACAACAAUGAGAAUACGGAAACCGCAUCAUCCGUCACACGCCGAGGCACGCGAGUAGGACCCUCUCCUAGACGUCUUGGCGAAGCUAUUGAUUCCAGACACGACACAGUGACAUAUCACAUGGAUCAAAUUUUACGGACGAGAAAACAUGCCACAGGUCGCAAUGACAUUCAAUGUACAACGCUAUGGGAGAGCAAUGCGAUGUGGAAGGGGAUGAGAUUUUGGCAUGAAAACCUGACAUGGAAUGCAGGUAUUUAG